AUGGAUAUGGGAUUCCCAUUCAACAGAUCGAUCAGAACUCAAGCCGAUAGCACCGAAGAGAAAAUGGAUGCUUAUCUCACCGCUACCAACGUAUUCAAAGGUGAUAUCACAAUCAAAUGGGAGACUCCAAAGAUUUUAGCUGCAUAA
This is a messenger RNA of Heterostelium album PN500, 147 nucleotides long. RefSeq lists its product as uncharacterized. Bases 1 to 147 code for a protein of 48 amino acids. The record is from RefSeq and is a predicted model, not a curated record. The transcript has a single exon. NCBI's taxonomy places the organism in Eukaryota, Evosea, Eumycetozoa, Acytosteliales, Acytosteliaceae.